GAAAGCCCAGCCCCCAAUGUGAGGAGCAGAGUUCCCACCCAUCCUAUUCUCCCUCUGCCUCACCUGAGGCUUUGGGACCCUGGAGACCCCCCUGGGAAGUUCCCCGGCACUAGUGGCUGGAGGGGUGGGGGAACUGUCUCUUUAAGAGUAGGAAUGGGGUGAGAGAACCCCUGAGCUUUAGGGAGCCCGCUCACUCGUCUGGGCGUCUGGGCUCGUCUCGCCUACCUGCCCAGGUUUGCUUAGGGCGGGGCAGCUGCGGAUAAAGGCAGGACUGGGCUGCGCAGGCACCCCCCUCCCGGAACCUGGAGCCUCACGCAGCCUGGGGAGCCACACAGGGCGAUCCACUGGAAGCCUCGCUUCGGGUCCAGUGGUUGUUACUGCUGCGCCCUCAUCAGGCCGCGCUCCCACCCGGCCCCGCCCGCUGUUCGCUGUUCGGCUCUUCUCCUCUCCCAGCCUUUCUGCCCUGGGGCGAGCGGCGUGCAGGGGUGGGGAGCAGAGUAGGAGGGGAUUGGGAACCAGAGGCACCGGCCUGGCAUCCUGUUGGCCCUGCUAAAGCUGGACCCUCCCCCCGGACCCCUCCAGUGCUGGCACGUCGACAUGCAAGACCUGGUGGCCCUGAGCCUGCUCGUCCUCCUGGCAGGCCUGCCUGCCCUGGAAGCCAACGACCCCGAAGAUAAAAACAGUCCUUUCUACUAUGACUGGCACAGCCUCCGGGUCAGCGGGCUCAUCUGUGCGGGGAUUCUGUGCGCCGUGGGCAUCCUGGUCCUCAUGAGUGAGUGGAGGAGCGGGCGGGGGGGGGGGGGGGGGGGGGCGGGCAAGGCAGGGCUGGGGGCCCCUCCCCUGACCAUUCCCCUCCCCCCAACAGGUGGGAAAUGCAAAUGCAAGUUCCGCCAGAAGCCCAGCCACCGACCAGGGGAUGCCCCACCUCUCAUCACUCCAGGCUCUGCCCAGUAACUGCUGAGGAUGGACCAGCCAUAAGAGCUCGGAGGGCCUCUCUCUUUUCCCAAGUCCAUGCUCGGCACAGGAGCCUGAACUCCUGGACGGAAUUCUCCCUCCUCUCCUCAGAUGGCUUUGCCAGGGCCUCAUCCCACCUCUCACUGGAGGGGUCUCUUUGUUCAGUUUUUAAUCUAAAAUGAUCUUGCCUCCUGCCCAAUCA
Messenger RNA from Equus quagga, 1156 nucleotides. RefSeq names its product FXYD domain containing ion transport regulator 3 (gene FXYD3). Lineage: Eukaryota; Metazoa; Chordata; Mammalia; Perissodactyla; Equidae. Bases 598 to 954 code for a protein of 118 amino acids. The transcript has 7 exons. Gene Ontology annotation, molecular function: sodium channel regulator activity. Gene Ontology annotation, biological process: regulation of sodium ion transmembrane transporter activity. Gene Ontology annotation, cellular component: membrane. The record is from RefSeq and is a predicted model, not a curated record.